Messenger RNA from Sphenostylis stenocarpa, 435 nucleotides. NCBI's taxonomy places the organism in Eukaryota, Viridiplantae, Streptophyta, Magnoliopsida, Fabales, Fabaceae. The record is from the annotation of a GenBank genome assembly.
AUGGCGGUGAUUGAUGGUGCAAGACGAUGGGCAAGAGAUGCUGCGUUAAAUGCUAUCCAGUCACCUUUACUGGAUAUUGGUAUCGAGAGGGCUACUGGAAUUGUUUGGAACAUAACUGGGGGGACUGAUCUGACCUUGUUUGAGGUAAAUGCGGCAGCAGAGGUUAUAUAUGACCUUGUGGACCCUACUGCUAAUUUAAUAUUUGGAGCAGUAAUAGAUCCAUCACUCACUGGCCAAGUGAGUAUAACAUUGAUUGCAACUGGAUUCAAGCGUCAAGAGGAGAGUGAAGGGAGGCCCCUGCAGGCAACUCAACUCACUCAGGCAGACACUAGCUUUGGCAUCAAUCGUCGAUCUUCCUCUUUCACUGAUGGUGGUUUGUUUGAGAUACCUGAAUUCCUAAAGAAGAAAGGAGGUUCACGCUAUUCUAGGGCUUAA